Dacryopinax primogenitus is the source of this 333-nucleotide messenger RNA. RefSeq lists its product as uncharacterized. The transcript has a single exon. The coding region runs from base 1 to 333 and encodes 110 amino acids. The record is from RefSeq and is a predicted model, not a curated record. Lineage: Eukaryota; Fungi; Basidiomycota; Dacrymycetes; Dacrymycetales; Dacrymycetaceae.
AUGCUGCUGGUGCUGGUGCUGGUGCUGGUGCUGGUCCUGGCGUGGGCUCGGAUGGCGGCGAGUGGGCUGGCGGGCUGGCGAGUUAGCGGGCUAGCGGGCUGGGUCGACUUUCGCAAGGGAUGUGCGAGCGGCUGGGGCGUUUGGUACUCGAGCGCUCGAGCACUGGGUCACUCAAGCUCAGGCACUCAAGCACUCGGGCACUCGGGCACUCUGGCACUCAAGCACGAGCACUCAAGCACUCGGGCACUCAGACACUCAGACACUCAGGCACGACCGAGCAUGUUAGGUCUCAGGCACUCCGGCACGAAGGAGCACUUUAGGUAUCAGCUCUGA